Molecule: messenger RNA, 5469 nt
Organism: Sordaria macrospora k-hell
Lineage: Eukaryota; Fungi; Ascomycota; Sordariomycetes; Sordariales; Sordariaceae
Source: RefSeq, a predicted model, not a curated record
AUGCGUCCUGAGCUUGAGCAAGAGCUCGCCCACACCCUGCUCGUCGAGCUCCUUGCUUACCAGUUCGCCUCUCCCCCAUUCGACGCCGCCAAGUCAGUUCAGAGACAGAUUCUUUGCUACAACAAGGACGCAAAGGAGAUCUACUACGAUGUAGAUCCCGUGGAGGAUGAGCCUGAGCCGGUUGCGGCUAGCUCGUCAUCUAGUGCUCCCGCUCCCGCUGCCGCUGCUGCUCCGGCUGCUGCUGCCGCUGCUCCGGCCCCGAGUGCUGGCCCGGCGGCUUCGGUUCCUGAUGCCCCAGUCCCCGCUCUUGACAUUGUCAGGUCGUUGAUCGCCCAGAAGCUCAAGAAGCCCUUCGCAGAGAUUCCUUUGAGCAAGGCUAUCAAGGAUUUGGUUGGAGGCAAGUCCACUCUACAAAACGAAAUCCUUGGUGAUCUAGGCAAGGAGUUCGGAUCCACACCAGAGAAGCCCGAAGAUACACCACUCGAUGAGUUGGGGGCUGCUAUGCAGGCUACCUUCGAUGGUAACCUGGGCAAGACCACCCAGGGCCUUAUCGCUCGUCUUAUUUCCUCCAAGAUGCCCGGUGGCUUCAACAUCACAUCAGCACGCAAAUACCUUGAGACAAGGUGGGGUCUCGCUUCUGGCCGCCAGGACGGCGCGCUUCUGCUCGCCAUCACUAUGGAGCCUCCAGCUCGUCUUGGCUCCGAGGCCGAUGCGAAGGCCUAUUUGGAUGAUGUUACUCAAAAGUACGCCUCUCAUGCUGGCGUCAGCUUGUCCACCGCGGCCGCGGCCGGCCCUGCUGCCGGAGGUGGAGGCGGCAUGAUGAUGGAUCCUGCUGCCAUUGAGGCUCUUACCAGUGACCAGAAGGCCAUGUUCAAACAACAAUUGGAGCUUAUCGCCAGAUAUCUCAAGAUCGAUAUCCGCGCCGGAGACAAGGCUUUCCAGGCGUCUCAAGAGUCAUCCAAGGUCCUUCAGUCACAGUUGGAUCUCUGGAUGGCCGAGCACGGCGAUUUCUACGCUGCCGGCAUUGAGCCUGUUUUCAGCUCGCUCAAGGCUCGCGUGUACGACUCCUCCUGGAACUGGGCUCGCCAGGAUGCUCUCAGCAUGUACUACGAUAUUAUCUUCGGCAGGCUGAAGGCCGUUGAUCGCGAGAUUGUCAGCCAGUGCAUCCGCAUCAUGAACCGCUCCAACCCCACCCUCCUCGAGUUCAUGCAAUACCACAUCGACAACUGCCCUACGGAGCGCGGAGAGACGUAUCAGCUCGCCAAGGAGUUGGGUGCUCAGCUUAUUGAGAACUGUAAGGAGGUUCUCAGCGUUGACCCCGUCUACAAGGAUGUUGCCGUUCCUACCGGCCCCCGUACCACCAUCGACGCUCGUGGCAACAUCAAGUACGAGGAGAUUCCUCGUGCAAGCUGCCGCAAGCUUGAGCACUACGUUCAGCAGAUGGCUGAGGGUGGCAAGAUCUCUGAAUACAGCAACCGUACCAAGGUUGAGAACGACCUUGCCCGUAUCUACAAGCUGAUCAAGCAACAGCACAAGCUUUCCAAAAACUCCCAGCUCGAGAUCAAGUCUCUAUAUGGUGACAUCAUCAGGUCUUUGAGCAUGAACGAGAGCCAGAUCAUGCCCAAGGAAUCUAGCAAGGUCAGCAGCGUCUUGUCCAAGUCGUCGUCCAAGUCCAAGGGCAAGACCGAGACGAUCCCCUUCCUCCACCUGCGCAAGAAGUCCGAGCACGGUUGGGAUUACAGCAAGAAGCUCACCGGUCUCUACCUGGACUGCUUGGAGCAGGCGGCCAAGAAUGGUGUUACCUUCGCCAACAAGUACGUGCUCAUGACUGGUGCGGGCGCCGGUUCCAUCGGUGCCGAAGUCCUUCAAGGUCUUAUCAGCGGUGGUGCCAAGGUCAUUGUCACGACCAGCCGCUUCUCCCGUGAAGUUACCGAGUACUACCAGUCCAUGUACGCCAGAUUUGGCGCCCGUGGCUCCCAGCUCGUUGUGGUUCCCUUCAACCAGGGUAGCGUGCAGGACGUCAACGCCUUGGUCGACUACAUCUACGACACCAAGGCUGGUCUUGGCUGGGAUCUUGACUACAUUGUUCCUUUCGCCGCCAUCUCUGAGCAGGGUCGCCAGAUUGAUGGCAUUGACUCCAAGUCCGAGUUGGCUCAUCGUAUCAUGUUGACCAACCUCAUCCGCCUCCUUGGCGCCGUCAAGGCUCAGAAGGCCGAGCGCGGUUUCGAAACUCGUCCCGCCCAGGUCAUCCUCCCGCUCUCUCCUAACCACGGCACCUUUGGCAGCGAUGGUCUUUACUCCGAGUCCAAGCUCGGUCUCGAGACUCUCUUCAACAGGUGGCAUGCUGAGGACUGGGCUAACUACCUCACUAUCUGCGGUGCCAUCAUUGGUUGGACUCGUGGUACCGGUCUCAUGUCUGGCAACAACUUGGUUGCCGAGGGCGUCGAGAACUUUGGUGUCCGCACUUUCUCCCAACAGGAGAUGGCCUUCAAUUUGCUUGGCCUCAUGUCGCCCACUAUUGUCGACUUGUGCCAGAACGAGCCUGUCUUCGCUGAUCUGAACGGCGGUCUUCAGUUCAUUACUAACUUGAACGAGACCAUGACUAGUCAGCGCAAGAACCUUAUGGAAACCAGCGAUAUCCGCAAGGCUGUCACCAAGGAGACUGCUAUUGAGAACAAGAUCGUCAAUGGUGAGGAUUCCGAGGCUCUGUACAAGAAGAAGGUUAUCGAGCCCCGCGCCAACAUCAAGUUUGACUUCCCGACCUUGCCUGACUGGAAGUCCGAAGUUGCUCCUCUUAACGACUCUCUCAAGGGUAUGGUUGAUCUGGAGAAGGUCGUUGUCGUCACUGGUUUCGCCGAGGUUGGUCCCUGGGGUAACUCCAGAACCCGCUGGGAGAUGGAGGCCUAUGGCGAGUUUUCGCUUGAGGGCUGCAUUGAGAUGGCCUGGAUCAUGGGUCUCAUCAAGAACCACAAUGGUCCCAUCAAGGGCAAGCCUUACUCUGGCUGGGUUGACGCCAAGACUGGCGAGCCCGUUGAUGACAAGGACAUCAAGCCCAAGUACGAGAAGUACAUCCUCGAGCACUCCGGUAUCCGUCUGAUCGAGCCCGAGCUGUUCGAUGGCUACGAUCCCAACAAGAAGCAGCUUCUCCAGGAGGUUGUCAUUGAGGAGGAGCUCGAUCCCUUCGAGGCCACCAAGGAAACCGCUGAGGAGUUCAAGAGAGAGCAUGGCGAUAAGGUUGACAUCUUUGAGAUUCCCGAGACUGGUCAGUACACUGUCCGUCUGAAGAAGGGUGCCUCGCUCUGGAUCCCCAAGGCUCUGCGCUUCGAUCGCCUGGUUGCUGGCCAGAUCCCUACCGGCUGGGACGCCAAGCGUUACGGUAUCCCUGAGGACAUCAUUUCUCAGGUUGAUCCCGUCGCUCUCUUUGUGCUUGUGUCUACUGUGGAAGCUCUUCUCUCGUCUGGUAUUACCGACCCCUAUGAGUUCUACAAGUAUGUCCAUGUCUCUGAAGUGGGUAACUGCGUCGGUUCCGGCAUGGGUGGUGCUACUGCGCUCCGUAACAUGCAUCGCGACAGGUACCUUGAUAAGCCUGUUCAGAACGAUAUUCUUCAGGAGUCCUUCAUCAACACUAUGGCCGCAUGGGUUAACAUGCUCCUGAUCUCGUCUUCUGGACCCAUCAAGACGCCAGUCGGUGCUUGCGCCACCGCUGUCGAGUCUAUCGACAUUGGUUACGAGACCAUUAUGGAGGGCAAGGCCCGGGUGUGCUUCGUCGGUGGCUUCGAUGACUUCGGUGAGGAGGGCUCGUAUGAGUUCGCCAACAUGAAGGCUACCAGCAACGCUGUUGAUGAGUUUGCCCAUGGCCGCACGCCCAAGGAGAUGUCCAGGCCUACUACUACUACGAGAAACGGCUUCAUGGAGUCGCAGGGUAGCGGUGUUCAGGUCAUCAUGACCGCCAAGCUUGCCUUGGAUAUGGGCGUCCCCAUCUAUGGUGUCCUUGCUUUGACCACCACCGCUUCUGACAAGAUUGGUCGCUCCGUCCCUGCUCCCGGCAAGGGUGUUCUCACUACUGCUCGCGAGCGCCAGGGCAGCCUUCCCUCGCCCCUUCUCGAUAUCAAGUACAGACGUCGCCAGAUUGAGCGCCGGAAGAAGCAGCUUGAGAACGAGAAGGAGGAAGAGCUUGAGUAUCUCGCCGAUGAGAUUGAGGCCCUCAAGGCCGAGGGCAGGCCGCAGAAUGAGAUUAACGACUAUGCCCGCCAUAGAACUCAACACAUUGAAGAGGAGGCUGAAAGGCAGGUCAAGGAAGUUCUCCGCAGCUACGGCAACAACUUCUGGAAGGGCGAUGCUACGAUUGCUCCCCUUCGUGGCGCCCUUGCUACUUGGGGCCUCACUAUUGACGAUCUUGACGUCGCCUCUUUCCACGGUACUUCUACCAAGGCCAACGACAAGAACGAGUCGUCUGUCAUUUGCCAGCAGCUCCGUCAUCUCGGCCGCAAGAAGGGCAAUGCUGUGCUCGGCAUUUUCCAGAAGUAUCUCACUGGUCAUCCCAAGGGUGCCGCUGGUGCCUGGAUGAUGAACGGCUGCUUGCAAGUGCUCAACAGUGGCCUCGUCCCUGGCAACCGCAACGCCGACAACGUUGACGCUGUCAUGGAGGAGUUUGACUACAUUGUUUACCCUAGCAAGAGUAUCCAAACUGAUGGUGUCAAGGCCUUCUCCGUUACAUCGUUCGGUUUCGGCCAGAAGGGUGCUCAGGCUAUUGGUGUCCAUCCCAAGUAUCUUUAUGCCACUCUUGACGAGGAGGCGUUCAACGCUUACCGCACCAAGGUCGAGACUCGCCAGAAGAAGGCCUACCGCUUCUUCCACAACGGUCUCAUCAACAACACCCUGUUCGUUGCCAAGGACAACUCUCCUUACUCUGAUGACCAGCUUCAGUCCGUUCUUCUCAACCCCAAGGCCCGUGUUACCGAGGACAAGAAGACCGGUCAGCUCACGUAUCCCGCCAACUUCAUGGAGGCGGAGGCGGCGCAGGAGGUGCAGAAGAAGAGCGGGGAAUCUCUUGAGUCAACUGUUGCCCGUGCUGCCAACCGUCUCAAGAACAGCAACACCCGUGUUGGUUUCGAUCUUGAGGAUAUUUCCUCCAUCAACAUCGACAACGAAACUUUCCUGGAACGCAACUUCACCGAGGCUGAGCUCCAGUACUGCAAGGCCCCUAGCACUGGCCGUUCGCCGCAGAAGUCGUUUGCUGGUCGCUGGACCGCGAAGGAGGCCGUCUUCAAGUCACUUGGUGUUACCAGCCAGGGUGCUGGUGCGUCCUUGAAGGACAUUGAGAUCCUCUCGGAUAACAACGGCGGUCCCGUGGUGAAGUUGCACGGUGCUGCUUUGGAGGCCGCGAACAAGGCUGGCGUUUCCAAGGUCAACGUGACGUUGUCCUACUCUGACAGCCAUGCUGUUGCCAUUGCUACGGCUCACUUCUAG